Tuber melanosporum (Perigord truffle) is the source of this 966-nucleotide messenger RNA. RefSeq lists its product as uncharacterized. Gene Ontology annotation, molecular function: protein binding. The transcript is spliced from 3 exons. The record is from RefSeq and is a predicted model, not a curated record. The coding region runs from base 1 to 780 and encodes 259 amino acids. NCBI's taxonomy places the organism in Eukaryota, Fungi, Ascomycota, Pezizomycetes, Pezizales, Tuberaceae.
AUGUCCGGGCAGAUCCUAUCCUUCUUUAAAACCGGUCGUCAAACAGCUAUGGAGAGAAAAGAUAAUGCCCAAGCCCCUGAAACCAAUACCGAAAACCAACAAAAAUAUGCUCCCCCGCAGGGCCCCCCUCCCCCGAUAGUUCCUGAAGGCUGGAUUCCCCAAUAUGAUCCAACAUAUCAACGAUUUUACUACGUGAACCUCGCCACUCAAAGAUCACAAUGGGAAAAGCCACCUGGAACUGUUGAUGCCUCUAUAGUAGGAGCAGCAUCCAACGGAGGUAGCAAUGCUUGUUAUCAAACUCCCCCUGCGCCAAUGCUAGUAUCCCAAACUUCAACCCAUGAAGACCCAGCAACUUCUCAUAUGGGUUUCUACAAUCAACAGAUGGCGGAAAAGGAACAGCAAAAGAAAACAGGGUUCGCUAGCCAGGUCUCGUCGUUUUUCAAGCAUGGGUCUUCUAGGUCAGAGCCACAACAGCAGAACCCGCCCCUUGUGUAUUGCUCUCCUCAGGUACCUCAUCCUCAGGCAGCAUACAUGCCGCAGCAAAGGUCCAGUGACCUGGGCAUAGUUGGUUCUUUGGCUUUGGGUGCUGGAGGGGGGUUGUUAGCUGGGAUGGCCUUGGAGAAUGCUAUCACCAACGGUGGUGACGAGAGAUAUGACCAGGGGUUUGUGGAUGGUGCGGAUUAUGCCGGAGAGAACAGAUAUGGGGUUUCAGAGCAGUUAGAGGAAGAGAGCAUCCAAGGUGAGGGGACGGACCCAGAAGGCUUUGGCGAGGAUAGCUAGGGAGCUGGCUAAGGAGUAAUACCGGUGCUGGAAUCGGAAUUAAUGGUUUGCUCUUGUUUAGUUUGCGGUGGCCAAGGCUCCUAGGAACUAGUUUAUGGCGUUGUUUGAGCGCAGUAGUGGAGCAAUUGCGGGCUUGUUUGGGCUGUACUGUAUCAUAUUUGAUUCAAUGAGGACAACCCUUAAAUA